This is a messenger RNA of Cladophialophora immunda, 1410 nucleotides long. RefSeq lists its product as uncharacterized. The transcript has 4 exons. The record is from RefSeq and is a predicted model, not a curated record. The coding region runs from base 260 to 1273 and encodes 337 amino acids. NCBI's taxonomy places the organism in Eukaryota, Fungi, Ascomycota, Eurotiomycetes, Chaetothyriales, Herpotrichiellaceae.
CGCGUACCUACCUAGACACCAACCUACUUCGUGAAGGAGUUAAAACAAGUACGUCUCAAUGCAGUAAGGAGAGCCUAAUGCGGCUCAAGAUGGCAAUGUGCUAUAAAGUGAGGGUCGAGCCCCUUUUGGGUUGUUGCUCCUCCUGCUGGUCCUGUCGACGGGUGCGAAGUCCCAUCAACCAUUACCCACCUAUCUGUACCCUGGCGCAGUUACAUCCCUCAUUGCAGUAUUCAGGACCUCUGUUCCGUCUAUCACUAUCAUGGGCUCCACCGGCCUGUUAUCGACGUUCGCUACGUCGACUCUCACUUCUACAGCCUCGCCCGCACCCUCACCAAGCAUCAUCGUCCCGACAUCGACGCCGACACCCACUACCUUGUCCAGUGUGCUCGCCAGCACCACGGCGUCGAGCACCAAUGUAUCGUUCAAUCCAGCAUUCGUUGGCUAUGAAAGUAUUGGCAUGCUCGACUUGACCACGGUUUAUUCAAGCGCAAACUGCCUCGACUCUUCUACCUUUUACUCCUCGAGCUACUGGGCCACAUGCUGCUCGGGCUCGUGUAAUCUGUACACGGGGUGCUUGUCUCAGAGUAUUUUGCAAGGUCCGCUGAGCAGCGAGACAUGCUCCGCCACGUCGACCUGCCAGAUGAACUUCAUCUACCCGUCAUCAAACCCCUUCGACGCCGUUCUGACCGCCUACAUCUGCGACGGCGACGGCGCCACCCCAGUGAACUUCUACCGCGUCCAGCCAACGGACGGCAUUCUAUCGAGCAACACCUCCGCCAUCAACGCCGCAAAGCAGUCCCAAUCCUCCAACCCCUUCGGCCUCGGCCUAGGCGGCAGCCUCGGCGGGGUGGCCUUCCUCGCAAUCAUCGGUCUCGUCGUAUGGAGCUGCCUCGGCUGCCCAGGGUGCGGCGGCCGUUCUCGUCGCCGUCCCACCGGCUACAGCGGCCGGACACACAUCCCGCCGCCGCGGCGUCUUCGCACGCCCUCCCCGCCUCGCGUGGCCCCUGACGACCCCGACGCCGACCGCCAGUGGCGCAACUGGCAGGAGCUGAUGGCCGCACGACAGGACGAGAACGAGCGCGCCCGAGAAGAGUACAACCGACAGCAGGAGCAGGCGAGGAUGGACGACUACCAACGCCAGCAGGACGACUACCAGAGUCGGCGAGACGACUACCAACGUCAGCAAGACGACUACCAACGCCAGCAAGACGACUAUAAUAAUAACUACAAUAACAACAACGAUAACAACAACUAUAACAACAACUAUAACUGACGACUUGGCAAGAGGAGCAUGGCCACAUCGACAGAAAAGGACGAGGGUUGUUGGGAAUAUGAAUGCGAAUGCAGAUGUACCAGUAAAGCGGCGCGGUUCUCGCUCCGUCACGAUAUCAAUUGUCUAUGUGUGGAAGC